Messenger RNA from Anarrhichthys ocellatus (wolf-eel), 2301 nucleotides. RefSeq names its product potassium channel tetramerization domain containing 14 (gene kctd14). The transcript has 3 exons. NCBI's taxonomy places the organism in Eukaryota, Metazoa, Chordata, Actinopteri, Perciformes, Anarhichadidae. Gene Ontology annotation, biological process: protein homooligomerization. The record is from RefSeq and is a predicted model, not a curated record.
CUGUGGUUCUGCUCCAGUCCCUCAGAGCAGAGAGUCCCUUUAGGUUGAAGACAUUCGAGGCAUUUGUCUGAGAAGGGUUGAAGCAGCACAAGAUCAGAUUAGUCAAUAACAUGCCUAUGAAGACCAAAGCAAGGUGGAUCUACUCCAACAGCAACUAAAUUACCAAUAACACUAAGUCGUUGUUUUUUCAACAUUUCUUAAUAUACUGAAUAUGUAGCAGUUUUGCCUUAGGUUAGAGACAUUUAAUUGGUUUUGUCAUAAAUACACCAAAGGAAUAACUUGUGUUGGUCAGAGCGAUCAAAUCAACUUUGGAAGCUGGUUUUGAAUUCUGAUUUUCUUUUUGUCGUUGACAGGUUUCCAAGUGUGCCACCAGAUGGAAGCAAGACCCUCUGAUUUUUGUGUAGAAAAACAAUAAAUUCUGGAAAAUACACUUCCCAUGUUGUGGUCACUUUGUUAGUGUUCAGAUUGUCCUUUGCAAUGGAAAGUCAGUUUGCUAGAAAUUCAAAUGUUACAUUUAAUGCUAAAAAAGAUGAUUUUGCACAGUAGAAAUAAAAUCUCAUACUCGCAGCACUCUACAGGUUUUACCAUAAAAAUGUCUUCAAAUUAUUUUUGUAAAAAUUGGCCAAUAAGAUUUAUUUGACUGUACCAUGUAGCCUUUAAGCUGAACAUGUCGAUUUUGCUACAGUCAAUCACACUCCACUGAAGUGCCUUCAUUUAUAUUCUGUUAACUGGUCAAACUUUGUCUUGAGGCAUCAUGUACAGUGAUAGAGUAAGUUAUCCAACAUGCUGUUGAUGCAUUCUUACAUUCAUAAACUUUUUCAUUACACCAGGAUUAUGACUUUUCUUGUUUAUGUUGCAAGUGCAUCAUAUAUCUGUAACGUCCUACGCCGUUGAACACAUUAGUCACGGAACGUUCAAAACAAAGAUUAAAAUGAAUGCAAACAAAACGGGCGUUAUGAGUAAAUACACGUUAGUCAGUCCAGGUGUGUUUCUGCAUUCUCAUUGUUAAUUAGCAUAAUGAAACUAACGUGAUUCAGAAGUAAGCCGUGGAAACGGUCGAAGACAUUUCUACCGAGUGACUCAUCUUCUCAGCGUUAAAGCAUCAGGUCCGGUUUAGGCCCCGCCCCCUGCCUCCUACCUGUCGAGCAUUACAAAAAACCACAGCUCCCAGCUACCUCGUGGACUGGUCAAGAUGAGUCUGCCGGACUACAAAUCAUCUGGAAAGCAGGCUUUACCUGCAGAUACACACUCUCCCGUCGUGCAUUUGAAUGUCGGGGGCCAGCUGUUCAGCACCUCUGUGAGCACCCUCAGGAAACACCCAGACUCCAAGCUGGCCGAGCUGCUCAGCAGACAGCCCAAAGCACGCGCCGACGCGCAGGGCCGCUACUUCAUCGACCGCGACGGUUCCCACUUCGGGGCCAUCCUCGAGUUCCUGAGAUCGGACCAGCUGCCCGCAGAGAACAUCCAGGAGUUGUUGGAUGCAACUCUCCACCGGGACAUUUUUGCUGAAACCCACCAGUUGGCUACUAGAUGAACGCAGUAAUCUCGCUCUUCUUCCCAGGUGCUGAUUCGCAUCGCCAGAGCCGAGGCCAUCGCCACCCGCCGCUCCACCAUCAUGAUCUGCGUUCUGCAGACGGAGGAGGAGCUGGGUUUCUAUGACAACGCCAUCAGCAGCCUGGAGGCGGAUAAGGAGUCUGUGGUGACGUUCGGGCCCUGGAAGUCCGCCCUGUCCGUCGGGGACCUGCUGGACUGCGUGAAGAUGGACAUCGAGAGUCGGGGCUACAGGGUGAGCGUCCAGCCUCACGUGGUGGAGAAGAACUUCCUGUCCAGGAGCUACGACUUCUUCCACAAACUCACGUUCACCUGGUGGUGAUGAUCCAGAGCAGAGGCGGUGACUGUAAAUAUCUGGCAAAAGAACAGACGGCAUUUAGAAAGUUGCUGCAAGUCGUUCCUAAACACUUUAAAAACUGUAUGCACCUUUAUGAAAAGAAGUGGGUCUUGAUUUUGCACACUAGCCAUUUUAGACACAAGGGGUCAGUAAAGCAUGUGUAUAUAAUGAAUAUCAAAGGUGGUGUGGUUCACCACAAAGAACUUUGUCUUAUGUCUUAUUUUAGGUGCUGAUAAAUAUGGAUAUUUUUUCAUAUCCUGUGUAAUGUCAGUGAAAUCUGCAGCUAAAUUUGAAUAAAGGACAACUACUAAACUUUACAAAAAAGCUUUUUUUCACUUCCAAGGUUUAGAAGUAUAGUCUCACAUAUUGACCAGCUACAAGGGAAUGGACAUAUUAACACGAACACCAGGACA